AUGGCGGCUCUGGCGGGGGUCGCGGUGCUGCUGCUCGUGGGGGCCAUCGGGGCCCGGGCCCUGCCCGAGGCCCACCAUCGCCCCUCCUACUACACCACGUCGGACGCCGUCAUCGCCUCCGAGAGCGUCUUCGUGGUGGAGAUCUCGCUGCUCUGCAAGAACGGGGCCCAGAACGUGGCUCUCUACGCCGACGUGAACGGGAAGCAGUUCCCGGUGACGCGCGGGCAGGACGUGGGCAGGUACCAGGUGUCCUGGAGCCUGGAGCACCGGCAGGCGCAGUCGGGCACGUACGAGGUGAAGUUCUUCGACGAGGAGUCCUACAGCGCCCUGCGCAAGGCCCAGAGGAACAACGAGGACGUGUCGCGGAUCCGGCCGCUCUUCACCGUCAACGUCGACCACAGGGGCGCCUGGAACGGGCCCUGGGUGUCCACGGAGGUCGUGGCCGCUGCCAUCGGGCUCGUGGUUUAUUACCUGGCCUUCAGCACCAAGAGCAGCAUCCAGGCCUAGGACCCCCCCAAAAACCCCCAAAACACCCCCAAAACACCCUAAAACACCCCAAAACACCCUCAGGGGGUCCUCAGGGCUGGGGAAGGAGGAGGGACCCCCCCAAAACGCCAAACAACCCCAAAAAUGUGGGGGUUCCUCCCCCUCCCAAC
Myiozetetes cayanensis is the source of this 656-nucleotide messenger RNA. Its product is annotated as translocon-associated protein subunit delta-like. Bases 1 to 507 code for a protein of 168 amino acids. The transcript has 6 exons. The record is from RefSeq and is a predicted model, not a curated record. NCBI's taxonomy places the organism in Eukaryota, Metazoa, Chordata, Aves, Passeriformes, Tyrannidae. Gene Ontology annotation, cellular component: endoplasmic reticulum; endomembrane system; membrane.